Molecule: messenger RNA, 6515 nt
Organism: Amoebophrya sp. A25
Lineage: Eukaryota; Dinophyceae; Syndiniales; Amoebophryaceae
Source: the annotation of a GenBank genome assembly
UUUUUUCAUGAUUGGUGAUAACAGCAAGCACGAACGAGGACGAAAUCUAGAUAACCCGGUUCUUCUGACUCGUCCUUCAGGCCACUCAUAAUCUAGUCUGUCCCCCACAUGUAAUUUAUAUGUAGUCUCUGCAUUAGAUAUGGGCUAGAAAAGUUGAUCUACUCAGUAAUGUGUUUUUGUGUAUUACAAGGAAUUAACGCUUUUCCAUCAGAUUAAUUCGGAAUUGUUCCACCUCUUCGAGACGCUCAAUCAACCAAGUUGAAGUUGUGAAAAAGCUUGUGGUCUUGUACUAGGUACUUGUGUGUCUACUACAUGGCAAAGAAAUUCUCUUCACAUGUAGGGAACGGAAACAAAUACGUCCCGAUUUCGACGCUACCUGGUCAGACUAAGAGGUGUAAAUCUACCAGCAUAACGCGUAAAAUGUAAGCGUAUUGAUUUGCUUGUAUGUCUCCAUUCAUCAUUAUUUGCUUGUGUGUCUUGGUCACACAUUCGCAUGUGCGGUUUGAUGACGUAUUAUUACAAGUCAAUACAAAUGCAUCCUUGAAGAGACUGUUAUUUCUUCAUGAUCUUUGUAUUUUGGUAAGCCUAUGUUGACGUAAUUGAUGAUUGUUAUUAUUUGAGUAGGUUUUGUGUUUGACGGCUCUAGUUUUACUGUGUGGAGUGCUGAUGCAUGAAAAUUCAACGUGUGGAUGUUGCGUUAAGCCAAAUUCAAACAGUUGAUUUUCUGUCUACCCUCAACACGCUAGUACGCCAGCACAGUGAAAUAUUUAUAAAUAUACUCAAACCAUCUAUGUUUUUUGCCGCUACUGUUAAUCUACACUGACUUGCUUAAAUAAGAACAGAGCAAUUAUUUUUUUGUCUUUAUAAUUGUAACAUAUACACAUCAGAGGCGACAAGAUGGCGCAAGCGUCCAGCAAACUUGUGAAGGCGAUGUCGGGUCCCUUGGGGCCCGCAUCGUUCUUGUUUCGACUGCUAGUCGUUGUAUCGUUGGUAUUUUCAACGUUCCUGCUUCUCGGUGUGGAGUCCAGUGAGGUGAACCCGCAGUCGUCCAACAACAUCGCUUCAUCUGAUGAACAAAAUGAAGCUGCUCGUCCUGCUGCGCUUUGGAAAAUAUACAACUUGGGCAAUAAGGAAGCCAGUUCGUCUGGAACGUUUUUCUCGAACAUGUUGUCGAACAUCGUAUCCAAAGUUUAUACCUUGGUUGAUGGUGGAAACGAUGCUCCCGUUCGAAGACUCCCAGGAACGAAAGGAGGUUAUUCUGCCCCAAUGCCUGCUCCAGCUCCGCAACCAGUAUACACGCCCGCGCCAGCACCCGUAUAUACUCCCGCGCCAGCACCGGUUCCGGUAGAAACAAUUUCUGCUCAAUUCGAACUAUAAUCAGAUCAAGAUGUAUCUGUAACUGUAACCAAACAUCAUUAUAUUAUAAGCGACGAAUACGAAUUGCAGAGCAAUUAUGAAACAAGUCACUCAUAUUCAAAUUCAUUUACUUUGAUUAUGUUGACUUUUUCCAACUCCUUCUCAUUCCGGCAACCACAACCUCGACUCUUAAUACAACAGGCGCCAACGCCAGUGCCUGUGCCAGCUCCUGUUCCAGUACCAACGCCAGCGCCUGUUCUUGUUCCUGUACCGGCACCAGAUCCGGUGCCAGCGCCUGUUCUGGUGCCAGCGCCUAUUCCCGUACCUUCUCCUGCCCCGGUUCCAGCACCUGCUCCGGCGCCAGUGUACACGGUAGCACCAACACCAACUCCGGCGCCUACUCCUCGCGUCGUAGCGACGCCUGCACCAACGCCCGUGCCGGUGCCGGUGCCAGUACCCGUUCCGGUGCCUGCGCCAGCGCCUACAACGCAGCAAGCCAGUGCAGCCGCCAUUUUAGCUGCGAAUGCUGCCGCGCAGAACGGUGCUGCAACACCAGCUCCGUACCAACCUACUUAUGUGGCGGCGGCUACCGUGACUACAACAACGCCGGCUCCGAACACUGACGCUCCGCCUGGCUCGGCGUUCACAGCAGCCGACCAGGUGGUGGCUGUGCCGGCUGCGAUGACAUUGGACGUUCCGGAUGGAAAGACGGUGACUGAUCUGCAAGGCGACGACGCGUUCAAAACGGCUUUGUGUGACGCAUUGAAGCAAGCAAUGUCGGCACCUAGCACCCAGGUGUGUCGCGUGCUCACCAUUCGCAAAAACACGCGAAGGCGAAGCUUGCGCGGCGCAAGCCACCCUAGCAAGGCCUCUCAAGAGCUCGCUAACAACGCGAUCGCCGAAGCGGCGCGUGCAGAAAACUCGAUGGCAAUUAUUGCAGCUGCUUCCCAAGGCUCUAGAAGUAGCAGAGGCCCAAAGAGAGUAUAUUCCACGUCAAAGGCCGCAGUAUUCGCUGCCCCGCUGAAGCUGAUUGCUCCGCCAGCGCAACUUGACCAGAGCCAGAUCCAGAUGAAGUCCUCGAUGUCGACUGCAGUAGUUAGAGUCGGUGGAUCAAGUAGGAGAUUGGCACAGGAAAAUCUAGCAGUCGAAUUCGAGUUGAAGGUUGCGUCUGCAAGCGACGGUGACGCCUUGGUCCAAAGCGCUUCCGCGAGCGACAUGCAGACAAAGCUAAAGACGGAAAUGAACACGGCGCUUGCCGCGCAGCCGUCUUUAUCUUCGAUGUCCGUGACCAGCGUGGUGCCGGACACGACUGCCUUGAAGUACGCCCAAGUGCAUGAGGUGGACUGGAGUGUGAUGAGCGGAAGCGAGUAUCGCAUGGUCGUCUGUGAUAAGGGCAACAAGGUGCGCUUUAAGUGGACCGGUUUGAGCUGGGCGCACGAUCUGUGGCGGUUGCCGCUCGAGAGCGACUACGUGGGCUGCAACUUCCAAAGCGGCGCGAUGCAGAUGGCACCGCAGGGAAACAGCGGCGAGUACACGCUGAGCUGCGACACGAUGGGCAUGCACUUCUUCUCCUGCUCUGUCACGGGACACUGCACGGACGCCAAGCAGAAGAUUCGUGUACAGGUGACCGACAAGGGCCAAACCGCGGUGCUGCGCGCGAGAAUGAACAAUGACCCUGCUUAUAUGACCCCGCACUGGUCGUACGCGAUGGCCAUGGAGUCCUACUUCGUUGACGCUGACUACAACAACGGUUUCCAGACCGAUGCAGCGGCAGACACAGCGCAGUGGCGCCUCUGGUGCGUGCUUCCACACUGCGAUCACGGCGACGCUACCGCAGAUUGGUUCCCGGCGAGUGCCAACUCAAAGGAACUGUGCGAAGCUUUCGUCGAAGCAGAUAUCGGCUACGCGUACCGUAAGCGGCCCACGCCGAACUACGCCAAAGCAGAGGAGUACUACGAUAAGGCACUCGCAAUCAUGCCCAACCUGUGCGCACCUCUGUCCUACAAAACCGGGAUGUACAUUCAGAUGGGCGACGCCGCGAGCGCGCAUGGUCUCUUUCCUGCAGCCUGUGCCGCUUGUGGUGACCUCAGCAUGGACAUGGAGCUUGUCAAAGAGGGCUACGACGGCCGCAGUUGGGCAUACCCAUGUGGGACCGACUGCUCCGGAUCGAGCUGCCGGGCAUACUCCGUGGUACAGGCAAUACUACUUCCUUGAUGUCACAUUAUUCAACAGUUGUCCAUCUUGUUACUUGGAUUGGCUAGCACUUUCUCUUUCUCUCUCAGAAUACUUGACGUUGACUGGUUGACCGAUAUUCGAAAGCCACUGGCAUUUUGGUUCAUAAAGGAGCAAAGUAAGUAAAUAAUAGGGACUCUGCCUCCUCGCCCUGUUCCUGUUGAUGUUGUAUUAUCUUUCCGUAGAAGAUAUCGCGAAGUAGUAGAUCUAGACGUGGCGCUGGCCGGGCCCGGGCCCGGGGUUGAUGUGCAAUUGUGACGAUGAUCCAUAGUGCCAUUCUACUACUACUACUACUACUACUACUACUACUACUACUACUACUACUGUACUUGCUUUUGAUGUCCCACUCCAACAUCACAGGUGAACGCGCCUACGGUUGGCGGUGGCGGAGCAUCUGGAGACGGGAGUGGUGGCAUUGAGACUGAACAGGGUGGCAUUGCGGGUGGACUGGUCAUCGUCCUUGCGGCCGCUGGUGGUCUCCUCAUUUUUGGGGGUGCGGCUAUCGGCUACUAUACUUACGCCCGCGGCCAGCCAAACGCUGGCAUCCAGCAAGGAACUGUCGUGAAAAUGAGGCCGGGUUCGAUUUCGAAAGGCGCUAACGACAGUCCCAACGGUGCCGACAACCCUUGCUCUGCGUACGCUACGAAAAUGGCAGACGCACAGGAUGCUGGUUUUGUUAAGGGUUCUGCGCCUGAAAGCAUGCCACCGCAGAUGAACAAGCACAGGUCUAGUAGAGCCAAGGUGUUCGUCGAUGAGUCGUCCGCGGACCCAGCGACCGAUCCGGACACAGGCAAGAAAAGGAGGAAGAAGCGAAGCAGUACCAGGGCCGAUAUUUUGGAGACUGGCAGUGUCGACCAAUCUUCCAUAACGACUGGGUCAACGCGUGCCAGCAAAAGCUCUGGCGGGAGCGGCCAAGCACCGGGUAUUCAGAAGCCCCAGCGUCGUUCUAGCUCGGACAAAGUGGCCGCUCCAGGAGGAUCAUUAGCAUUACAAGACGCUUCGUCCAGGCGCAAGCCACAAAAAUAAGCAGGAACAUCGCUGCUCAUAGUAUCAGUGAAGUACUCUCUAGUAAGUUGUAUAGAAUGUGUAGAUGAAGUAGAGAGAGAUCGAUCUGAUAGUCGUCAGAACUGUUAUCAAGAUUGAGGCGCGAAAAGAUUCCAUUAGUCAUAAAAUAGUAAGGGAAAAUCUAGUAGUCGGAAUUCAUGAAUUUCUUAUCAUAAAAUAUUCAGCAAUAUAUUUAUAAGGUGGUAGAACAAAUUGUGCAAUAAUAGCAAAUCAUCACUCAUCAGCAAUUUGUAAUUAGUCGCUAACAAACAAAAUGUAAAAGAACAAAAACUUCAAUUGUGGCGUAUAUGCUAUUUCAACAAGAAGAGCCACGCACUGUGUCUAGACUGUGAUCGAACAAUAAAAUAUGUGUGAUAUUACGAACAUUCCGAACAAGAGGAAAUCGCUGAACAAGGCCUUCAGCUACAUAAUGCAUUUCUAGACGGAUCAGACAGAAAACGUCCUUAAGUCAAGGUAUAUCAGUAGUGCUAGAAGUACUAGUUGAAGUCGUGUCGAAUUCAAAAGUACUCAGUAAGCUUGAUAAAUUGAUGAGUUAUAUUCAAGUACACGUUUUCCACUUAUUGAUCAUUGAUUCAUCUUGCUUUCAUCUUUUGCGAAGAGGUUUUCGAAAUCUCCCACCAAAAAGUCUUUCAUUAGUUUCAGGAUGUCUUCUUUUUUCGAAUAAUCUUCUAUAGUCAUGAGGCUGCAAGUAAAUUUUUCGACGUUGCUAGUCUACAUUGUCUUAUCUGUCGCUGUCCUGCUCCUGAAGAUUCCUUCUUGUACUAGAACCCUUUUGUAGAAGAACCCUCAAACCACGUGGAAACUCAUCUAGGAGGCAGGCAUUGGUAUCUUGUCAGCGAGCGCUUCUGAGAUUGUGGCCGCUGUUGACACAAAGGCACAACAACUUCCAAGAAGCGGUCUUUAGAAUCCAUUCUGUCGUCAUAGACAUGGAGAAGCGAGAACUAUAAAAUCUACGCAGGCGGGCUGAAGAGGGAAUUGAAAUCGGAGACGCAGCACAGUGAGACAGUUUCGCGGUGCGAGGGCAUCGAAAAUGCCAAUGUGCAGAUCCUCACCGCAGCAUGGAUGGAAACACAGUUGUAGGGUCCUAACCUUAAGUAUCAAAUCUCUGUUAUCUCUUCUUGCUCAUUAAAUCUUUAGUUUCUUGUUAGGCUUGCACAUGAUGACAUAUAUCAGGGUCGUUAUCGUCCUUGUCCAAACAUGAAUGUUCGGGCUUUCGAAGUAGUCGCUCAUCGAACUAAAGCGUUUACAUUCAUUGCAUUUGUGAAGAGGUUAUGCAGGUAAAAAAGAAUAUGUCAUCCAUUAUUUCUUACUCAGAAGAACAGUUCGAUGCCUUUCUCCGAAGUUCAGAUACUUCGAUGUGUGUGUGUGUGUGUGAUUGGGAAGUCAUCAAGAAAGUCCCAAUACUAAGAUUCGCGCAUGAUGCAUUUUAUUCCGUGUGCGGGCAUUGUUGCUUGAAUGUAAUACACAAGCAGAAACUUGAAAUUGGAGACAAAAUUCCACGGAAUCAGAAACAAAUGUUUGUAGAAUUGUCGUGUGUGAUCCAAGCUUUCCCAGGAGCGAACUAGGUAGUAGUUUGCUUGAGGAAUUUACUCGAGAAGGCCAAGGAUGAAGAUAAAGUUAAAAAAGUUCAUCACAUGAAGCCAACAAACCAUAACUGGCAAGACAACUUAUGCGAGUUCGUCGUUUUACCACGUCACGUACACGUUGAUCAUCAAGCUUGCAGCAACUCAAGGUAAAACCGGAGACGAAGUGAUGAACUUACAACUGGGAAUAUUUGUGUCAUCAAAGGUAAAAUCGACAAUAAGAUAAUUGAAAUUGUUCCUCUGCACUGACGAGGACUACAACGUCCAACCGGGAAGCAC